Messenger RNA from Malus domestica (apple), 829 nucleotides. RefSeq lists its product as uncharacterized. The record is from RefSeq and is a predicted model, not a curated record. Lineage: Eukaryota; Viridiplantae; Streptophyta; Magnoliopsida; Rosales; Rosaceae.
UACAAUUUAGUGCAUGACGCCUUGAGCUCAAAUUUUGCCACAAAAUCAUCCUUUGUGUCACCUCCACUACCAUAUUUACUUAAAUAUCAUUUCCCCCACUCAACAAUUUCCCCGCAAUCUCACUGCAUUUUUGGGUAAAUUCCACCUCUAUGGUUCACACUUCUCUUCUCUUUCACCUUAUUGACUUUUGCCAAAUCCCAGCAACACAAAAAAAGGUGAUCUCGAAAAGCAGCUUUUUUGAGUUGUAUAAAUUGAGUAGUGAUAGCUUUGAGACAAUUAACAUUCAACUUCAUAGAGAAAAUGGCAAGCAGUCUCCUUCAUGUGCUUGUGAUCUUGCUAGGGUUUUCUCACCUUGUCUUCUUGAAUGCCAUCCCAGCUACAAGAAUUGGAAGCUUAAAUCAUGGACCUCAACUUCAUCAAAUUGCAGGAAGUAACAAACUGGUAACCACAGAGAAGAGUUAUAAAGAGCAAGCUAUCACUGAAAGAAUGGAUGUGGAGCUUCAUGACUACCCGGGUUCAGGCGCCAACAACCGCCACACACCGAGGCCGCAGUCUGAAAGAUGCUCCGAUUGCUAGUUUUCUGUUGGAACUAUUGGUUUUAAGGUUUACAUUGAACUGUUAUGUAUGGAAGUAUUGUAAACGAUAUUUUUGUUGCUAGAUCAGUCAUUUAAGUUUAUUGUUUGGGGUUAGACGGAGUAGGAAUGUAGGAACUAAAUGCAUUACGUGAAAUGAAAUCAUGGAUUAACGCAAAUUUAUAUGUACAACGGUUAUGAUGACUAUUAAUUUGAUCAAGCAGAAUGAAUGUAUGAGCUUUUGAUGUUGUUGAUAA